AGAAAUUCGCGAUGGAGGGGCUCUCUUCAGCUCUGCGAUAGGGGGACGUUUGACAAAACUCCCUCAUUUCUUUUUUUCGAAUCUUCACCAGGAGUUCCCUCCGGUAACAAAUAAACUUCCAGCCCAAGAACCCGUAAGACACGUACGAACCGACAGACAUGGCCCCACUCGCUUCUUACAAAGCCGACUUCCUCCGGGCGGCCAUCGCCGGCAACAUCCUCAAGUUUGGCAGCUUCGAGCUCAAGUCGAAGCGCAUCUCGCCCUACUUCUUCAACGCGGGAGACUUCUACCGGGCCGAUCUGCUCGAGGCGCUCGCGACGGCGUACGCGCACGCCAUCAUCGAGGCGCACCGGAGCGGCGCGAUCCAGUUCGACAUCGUCUUCGGCCCGGCCUACAAGGGGAUCCCGUUGGCGACGGCGGCCACCAUUCGGCUGGGCCAGCUGGAUCCGGCCACGUACGGCCAUACCACGUGCUACUCGUUCGACCGCAAGGAGGCAAAGGACCACGGUGAGGGCGGCAACAUUGUGGGGGCGCCGCUCAAGGGCAAGAGGGUGCUUAUCGUGGAUGAUGUGAUCACGGCUGGCACGGCGAAGCGUGAGGCGAUCGCCAAGAUUGAGAAGGAGGGCGGUAUCGUAGCCGGCAUCGUGGUCGCGCUGGACCGCAUGGAGAAGCUGCCUUCGCCGGAUGGCGACGAUAGCAAGCCGAUGCCGAGCGCGAUCGGUGAGCUCCGGAAGGAGUAUGGUCUGCCCAUCUUUGCGAUUCUCACCUUGGACGACAUCAUCGAGGGUAUCAAGGGGCUCGCAUCCGAGGAGGACAUCAGGAGGACGGAGGAGUACCGGGCCAAGUACAAGGCGACCGACUAGGCGGGAGGAACAAAUCUAGAUUGUGCAAACCGCUCUGUGAAUACAAAAAAAAAAAAAAAAAAAAGGGCGUCGGGGUAGUGACCCCACGCCUGAUUCGGGGGUAAAGCGCUGUGUAGCCUAGCGCUACUUUGGUAAGUGCAUCUUCUGAUUGGAAAGGCUCGACCCCCAAUGUAAAGCACAAAGAGGCAAGUCCAGAGUAGAAAGCGCCCAUUAUUACG
Molecule: messenger RNA, 1081 nt
Organism: Thermothelomyces thermophilus ATCC 42464
Lineage: Eukaryota; Fungi; Ascomycota; Sordariomycetes; Sordariales; Chaetomiaceae
Exons: 1
Coding region: 159-863 (234 amino acids)
Biological process (GO): pyrimidine nucleotide biosynthetic process; pyrimidine ribonucleoside biosynthetic process; 'de novo' pyrimidine nucleobase biosynthetic process
Cellular component (GO): cytoplasm
Molecular function (GO): orotate phosphoribosyltransferase activity
Source: RefSeq, a predicted model, not a curated record